CCUGAGUCUGCAGUCGGGACACGAUCUCCUUCCGGGCCUUCAUCACGGCGUCCAGCUUCCCAGAAACCAUGAUGGACAGACCCUGGUCUUUUGCUAAGGAAUUUUGCUUCCCCAAGUUCUCAAGAUCCAUCUGGAAGUGGUUAACUACAACUCUGAUGUCAGACCAAGCACACAUUUGGAGAUCUUCCACAGAACAGGCCUUGGAGGGGAAUUCGGUGCAUGCAUGGAGGAGCCAGCAGCUCUAAGGACUGAUGGGGGAAAUAGAGGGUUCCUAUCGAGUUCUGCAGACCCCAGGUACGAGGCUGGGAGCCCAGUUUAAUGCAGGGAUCAGCACCCUGGAGCCCGGCCAAAGUCUCAGCGGUAACAUGGUCAGUGGGAGCAGGGGCCAUGGUCGAGGCCUGCAGGUCCGUGUGCAGGGCCUGGAUGAUUCCCAGGAGUUCUUUGACAUCGAUCCAAAAGCUCUUGGACAGACUCUCCUUUCGAAGGUUUUCAUCAGAGGUAACCUCAUGGAGAGCGAUUACUUUGGCCUGGAGUUUCAGAACAUGCAGAUGAUGUGGGUUUGGCUGGAACCCACCAAGCCCAUUGCAAAACAAGUCCGAAAACCGGCAAACACGCUGUUCAGACUGUCCGUGAAGUUCUUCCCCCCUGACCCCGGCCAGCUCCAGGAAGAGUACACCAGGUACCUAUUCUCUCUGCAGAUGAAAAGAGAUCUGAUGGAGGGCCGGCUGAUCUGCUCUGAAAAUACAGGAGCGCUGCUCGCUUCCCAUCUGGUUCAGUCGGAGAUUGGCGACUAUGAUGAUGUCGCAGACAGGGACUUCCUGAAGGCAAACAACCUGCUGCCGUACCAAGACAAGGUGCAAGAGAUAAUCAUGGAGCUCCACCGCAGGCAUUUGGGGCAGACUCCCGCAGAGUCGGACUUUCAGAUCCUGGAGAUUGCUCGUAAACUGGAAAUGUACGGCGUUCGCUUUCACCCAGCCUCUGACCGCGAGGGCACCAAGAUCAAUCUGGCUGUGGCUCACAUGGGUCUUCAGGUGUUCCAGGGACACACAAAAAUAAAUACCUUCAACUGGUCCAAGAUUCGCAAACUGAGCUUCAAGCGGAAACGCUUUCUGAUCAAACUCCACCCAGAGGUCCAUGGCCCACAUCAAGAUAUUCUUGAAUUCUUGAUGUCCAGUCGAGAUCAGUGUAAGGUCUUUUGGAAGAUCUGUGUGGAAUACCACUCCUUCUUCCGCUUGUUUGAUCAGCCGCAGCCCAAGUCCAAAGCCAUCCUCUUCACCAGAGGCUCUUCGUUCCGAUACAGUGGGAGGACCCAGAAGCAGCUUGUGGAAUACGUCAGGGAAAGCGGACAGAAGAGAACCCCCUACCAGAGGAGGAACAGUAAAAUAGGAAUGUCAUCUCGCUCCUUUACAACCGAUGUGCCAAAACAGCACUUGUCAUUCAAUGACAGCCUCAGGGCCGCAGGCUCCCCCCUCUCCACCGCUUCGCCCUUCCACCCGGCCCACACGUCCAGCGUCCCGCCUCGAGCUGAACUACAACAAAAGCCCCAGCCUUUGUCGCCUCCGAGCCAAACUGCAGCAGCGCCUCCUCCGCGGCUUCACUCCCCUCUGCGAGCUCCUAGAGCCCCCAGCCCUCCAAAGGAAGACCCAGUCAAGGCUGCUUCCCCUCCACACUACUCUUUUCAAGAUACAGUAGUGGAAAGUCCUCAGCUCUCCCCCUUCACCUCCAAGGAGCCUCUCUGCAUGUCGCCCUCCUUCCAGAUGUCGACCCUCAGCCUGCCCAGCCAGGCGCCGUCGCCCCUGCAAAGCCCCUUACUGAGCGAGGUGGGCAGCAAUGCCAGGCUAGAGGAGGAGGAGGAGGGCAGGAGGAAGCGAUAUCCCACCGACAAGGCCUACUUCAUUGCCAAAGAGAUUCUGACCACGGAGAGAACCUACCUGAAGGACCUGGAGGUCAUCACUGUGUGGUUCCGCAGCGCCGUGAUCAAAGAGAACGCCAUGCCUGAAGGCUUGAUGACCCUCCUCUUCUCUAACAUCGACCCCAUCUACGAGUUCCACAGAGGCUUCCUGAAGGAGCUGGACCAGAGGCUGGCUCUCUGGGAGGGGCGUUCCAACGCUCAUGUCAAGGGAGAUUACCAGAGGAUUGGUGACGUGAUGCUGAAGAACAUGUGUGCUCUGAAGGAGUUCACCAGCUUCCUCCAGAAGCACGACGAGGUGUUGACAGAACUGGAGAAGGCCUCCAAGAGGCUGAAGAAGCUGGAGAUGGUCUACAAAGAGUUUGAGCUGCAGAAGGUGUGCUACCUGCCCCUCAACACCUUCCUGCUGAAGCCCAUCCAGCGCCUCAUGCACUACAAGCUCAUCCUGGAGAGACUGUGCAAGCAUUACUCCCCCGCUCACCGGGACUUUGACGACUGCAAAAAAGCCUUGAAGGAGGUGGCAGAGAUUGCCACUCAGCUUCAGAGCAGUCUGAUCCGGCUGGAGAACUUCCAGAAGCUCACGGAGCUGCAGAGAGACCUGAUAGGGAUUGAGAACCUGACGGCCCCGGGCCGCGAGUUCAUCAGGGAGGGAUGCCUGUACAAGCUCACCAAGAAGGGCCUGCAGCAGAGAAUGUUUUUCCUGUUCUCGGACAUGCUCCUUUACACAAGCAAAGGCGUGACGGCAACCAAUCAGUUCAAAGUGCACGGACAGCUGCCCCUGCAGGGCAUGAUCGUGGAGGAAAGUGAAAACGAGUGGUCGGUUCCACAUUGUUUCACCAUCUACUCAGCUCAGAGGACCAUCGUCGUAGCUGCCAGCUCUAAAGUGGAGAUGGGGAAGUGGAUCGAGGACCUGAACAUGGCUAUUGACUUGGCGAAGAAGUCUCAGGAGAAAUCCAGGUUCUUCCUGGACGCCAGCCUCGCCGACCGCUCCAAUCGAUCAUCAGACGAGGUCUCUCUGGAGCAGGAGUCGGAGGAUGACAUGAACUCCUCUCACACUUCUCUGGACAAGCAGACUCACCACCGUGCCAACACAACCAUGCAUGUGUGCUGGCACCGCAACACCAGUGUGUCAAUGUCCGACCACAGCCUGGCUGUGGAGAACCAGCUGUCGGGGUAUCUGCUGAGGAAGUUCAAGAACAGCAACGGCUGGCAGAAGCUUUGGGUCGUCUUUACCAACUUCUGCCUCUUCUUCUACAAGACUCACCAGGACGACUUCCCGCUGGCCAGCCUCCCGCUGCUCGGCUACACGGUCAGCACCCCCGAGGAGUCUGACGGCAUCCACAAGGAGUACGUCUUCAAGCUGCAGUUCAAGUCGCACGUUUACUUCUUCAGGGCGGAGAGCGAGUACACCUUUGAGAGAUGGAUGGAGGUGAUCAAGAGCGCGGCCAGCACCGCCGGCCGCAUGGGCCUCCUCAUUCCCAAGGGCGGGCCCGCCGAGGUCAACGGGAACUGAGGGCGGCGCGUCUGGAGGCUGGGCCUCCGGGUCGGGGCGCCGCGUCGCCACCUCAGCGCUAACGCUCCUCAGAGUCGUUCUAAUGGUUUGUUCAGUAGAGGUAACGAUCAUAACCGCUGUGUCAGGACAUAACUCUGAGCGUUUCUCAUCUUUGCAUGUGUGGCGCUCCGUCUGUCAUUCUCAAACCCAGUUUUCUUGGACCAACUACAAACUAAAUUCAGCGUUUGAAGGACUUUUGUUGACUGAAGUUUAGAAGGAAGCGGAGGAGCAGGACACGAAGGCGCAGCUACGUUCUUUGUUUGGGGAUGAUGGGAGUUUGGGGGAGGAGCAAACAGGAAGCAGUGAAAUGUUGAGCCAUGUCGGAUGAGUUGGAAGCUAGAAAGUUCUAGAAAGUUCUGCCGGUACGAGAGCUUCUCUUUAAAGGUCACAGAGGGUGCUUCACGACUCUCAUGACGUCAUCUCGUUUGGUUUGGGAUUACACUUCUGUUGCUCAAUGGUGUCAGAUUAACAACCCAAACUUGUCUGAAGAAACUCAGAAGCAGCUGAAGUGUUUUAGCAUGUUAUUUCCUACACAUUUUCUAUGAAGACUGGAAUAUUUACCCUCUUUGUUUGUUGUUCUUGUGGAGAUGUUGAAGUGAUGGAGGACCCCUCCAGUCGUUUGUGUGACAGUCUGCUGCACAGUUAACAUCCAUCCUAUUUAUUGUAUAGAUCAGGUUCUCCCUCAAUGUAGACUUCAUGUUAUUCCACUGAAAACCUAACGAAUAAACUGAGUUUGAAUCCUG
This is a messenger RNA of Oryzias melastigma (Indian medaka), 4204 nucleotides long. It is a transcript of the gene farp2, whose product is annotated as FERM, RhoGEF and pleckstrin domain protein 2. Gene Ontology annotation, cellular component: cytoskeleton. The record is from RefSeq and is a predicted model, not a curated record. Gene Ontology annotation, molecular function: cytoskeletal protein binding; guanyl-nucleotide exchange factor activity. Lineage: Eukaryota; Metazoa; Chordata; Actinopteri; Beloniformes; Adrianichthyidae.